Molecule: messenger RNA, 1752 nt
Organism: Prorocentrum cordatum
Lineage: Eukaryota; Dinophyceae; Prorocentrales; Prorocentraceae
Source: the annotation of a GenBank genome assembly
UCAGCUACAGCGCUGGGAUCAGCGUGUGCGAGAAGGGCCAGCAGUGGCAGCGGGCGCGCGCCAUGCUGAGCGAGAUGCGGGAGGCGAAGCUGGAGCCCAACUCAUCAGCUACAACGCUGGGAUCAGCGCGUGCGAGAAGGGCGAGCAGUGGCAGCGGGCGCUGGCGCUGCUGAGCGAGAUGCGGGAGGCGAAGCUGGAGCCCGACGUCAUCAGCUACAACGCUGGGGUCAGCGCUUGCGAGAAGGGCGAGCAGUGGCAGCGGGCGCUGGCGCUGCUGAGCGAGAUGCGGGAGGCGAAGCUGGAGCCCGACGUCAUCAGCUACAGCGCUGGGAUCAGCGCGUGCGAGAAGAGCGAGCAGUGGCAGCGGGCACUUGCGCUGCUGAGCGAGAUGCAGGAUGCGAAGCUGGAGCCCAACGUCAUCACUACAACGCUGGAGUCAGCGCUUGCGAGAAGGGCGGGCAGUGGCAGCCUGCGCUGGCGCUGCUGAGCGAGAUCUGGGAAGUACAGCUCGAGCCCAACAUCUGGGAAGUACAGCUCGAGCCCAACGUCAUCAGCUACAGCGCUGGGAUCAGCGCUUGCGAGAAGAGCGGGCAGUGGCAGCCUGCGCUGGCGCUGCUGAGCGAGAUGCGGGAAGCAAAGCUGGAGCCCGACGUCAUCUUCAGCUACAGCGCUGGGAUCAGCGCGUGCGAGAAGUGCGAGCAGUGGCAGCGGGCGCUGGCACUGCUGAGCGAGAUGUGUUCAGUAAAGCUGGAGCCCGACGUCAUCUGUACUACAGCGCUGGGAUCAGCGCGUGCGAGAAGGGCGAGCAGUGGCAGCCUGCGCUGGCGCUGCUGAGCGAGCUGCGGGAGGCGAAGCUGGAGCCCGACUCUGCUACAAUGCUGGGAUCAGCGCGUUGGAAAGGGGCGAGCAGUGGCAGCGGGCGCUGGCGCUGCUGAGCGAGAUGUGAGAAGUGAAGCUGGAGCCCAACACAAGCCGCUAAAAUGCUGGGAUCAGCGCGUGCGAGAAGGGCGAAUUGUGGCAGCGGGCGUUGGCGCUAUUGAGCAAGUUGUGAGAAGUGAAGCUGGAGCCCAACGUCAUCUCUCCUGAAAUGCCGCGGCCAGCGCGUCAGCUACAGCGCUGGGAUCAGCGCGUGCGCGAAGGUCGAGCAGUGGCAGCAGGCCCUGGCGCUGCUGAGCGACAUGUGGGAGGCGAAGCUGGAGCCCAACGCAGCCAGCUAGAGCUAUGCGAUCGGUGCUCUGCUGCGGAGAGACAGGCUAGUCAGCUACCGCGCCGUGGAACAGCGCGUGAGUGAAGGGUUGGCAGUGGCAGCGGGCUCUGGCGUUGUUGAGCGAGAUGUGGGAGGCGGUGUUCGGAUCCGGACGGUAUCAGAACUAUAGCGUUGGGAUCAUCGGGUGCAGGAAAGGACGAGCAGUGGCAGCCGGCGCUGGCGCUGCUCAGCGACACGAGGGAGGCGGUUCUUGAGCCCAAUGCCAUCACCAAUUGCAGCGCUGGGAUCAGCCUGGCGAGAAGGGCAAUCAACGGCGGCAGGCUCUUUUGGUGCUCAGCGAGACGUGGGAGGUGAAGUCGGAGCCCGACCUCGUCAGUUACAGCGCUGGGAUCAGGGCGUACGUCAAGGGCGAUCAGUUCAGCAUAGUUUGGCGAUGCUCGGCCAGAUGCGCGAGGUGACCCCCCGCGACCCGCCCCCGACUCGCCCCGGACCCUCCCCGCGAGCCACCCCUCGACGCACCCGCGAAGCUGGAGCCCGACGUCAUC